AUCAUUUAUACAAUUAGUACUCUGCUCAGCUUAUCAUCUUUUGUGCACACUCUCUCCGCCUCUUUUUUUGCUUUUUUGAUAAAUCUUUACGCAACCCUUUUGAUUUCUUCGUAUUUCUGUACGGCUGAUUUGAUCUCUGGUGCAAGUGGUGGUGUUUGUAGCUCUGAUCACUGGAGUGUUUUGCCCUGUUUUGCUCUGUUUUGCUCUGUUUUGCUAUGUGUUUUUUGGGUUUUUGAAGGAGGGUUAGGGUUUGAUUGGUUGUUUUAGUGUGUUGAUCAAGGUGAAAACAUGGUGGAUUUGAGUGAUAAGGGAUCGGAUUCUGAGGAGAUGAUGAUUAAUGAAGCUUCGAAUCAGCUGAAAACAUGUGUUGAUUGUGGUACUUCGAAAACCCCUCUUUGGAGAGGCGGCCCAGCUGGCCCUAAGUCAUUGUGUAAUGCUUGUGGGAUCAGAAGCCGAAAGAGGAGAAGGGCUUUAUUGGGAUUGAACAAAGAUGACAAGAAGCCCAAGAAGAAUGCAGCUGAUGAGGCAAUCAAUUCCAACAAUGAUGAUACAAUGGUGGACUGUUUGAAGAGGAAAUUGAUGGCUCUGGGGAGUGAGGUGGUGAUUCAGAGACCGCGAUCAUCGAUAUCGAAGCAGAGGAGAAAGAUGAGUGAAGAAGAACAAGCAGCUAUGUUGUUGAUGGCUCUCUCUUGUGGCUCUGUUUUUGCUUAAGGCUUGCUAGAUUUUAGUAAAAAGUUGAAAAACAAAUGUGAAAAGUCACCUAGAUUUUGGCUGGAUAAUGAGAGUUUUUGCUUACUAAUACAUCAGAUUGCCUUGUAAUUGUUCUGAAAUGAUUGAUUAAUAUGAAAGGCAAUUGGAAACUUAU
This is a messenger RNA of Daucus carota subsp. sativus, 865 nucleotides long. RefSeq names its product GATA transcription factor 15. Bases 289 to 711 code for a protein of 140 amino acids. NCBI's taxonomy places the organism in Eukaryota, Viridiplantae, Streptophyta, Magnoliopsida, Apiales, Apiaceae. The transcript has 3 exons. Gene Ontology annotation, biological process: regulation of DNA-templated transcription. Gene Ontology annotation, molecular function: sequence-specific DNA binding; zinc ion binding. The record is from RefSeq and is a predicted model, not a curated record.